UAAGCAAGGUGAAAAUGCAUACAUUGUGCAAAAAUGAAAAGUGAUGUAAAAAUAUAUAAAAUUUAAAAAUUAAAAAAAAGUUCACACAGCUUGAAAUUGAGGCAUCUCAGAGAGAUCAGGUAGCUCACAGAUUCCAAACUCCCAGUUACAGGUGUUACCAGACUACCAUUAAAUUAGGUGCAGAUCAGAAUCACCUGGAGAGUGCUUACAACUAGGCCUUCCUGGGUACUCAGCUUGCUGAACAGGAAGUUUGCACGAGGCCAAGGAAUGUGUGUACGGUUUUCAGCAAGUUUUUGGAUCAGUUUUACCGUCUGUGGGUGAAGUUUUGGGAACCACUGGAUACACCGUUUGUCAUUUUCACUCGCAGUCAACUAAGGGAUUCUGGCUCACAAUGGCCAAUGAUCAAGAGAAAGACUUGCAGAAAUUUCUUAAAAAUGUGGAUGAAAUCACCAGUUUGAUCCAGGAGAUGAAUUCUGAUGACCCAGUUGUCCAGCAGAAAGCUAUCUUUGAGACAGAAAAGAGAUUGCAAUUUGCAGAGGAUGUCCAAGAGGAAGACGGCUGCAGGACCACUUUGAACAAGACCAUGAUCAGUCCUCCACAAGCUUCUGUGAAGAAGAAUGCAGAUGAAAUAAAUUCAGAGACCUUCUUGGCAUCUGUGGAGAAGGAUGCAAAGGAACGUGCCAAGAGAAGAAGGGAAAACAAAAUCUUAGCAGAUGCUCUAAAGGAAAAGGGGAAUGACGCAUUUGUCAAAGGUGAUUAUGAAGCAGCUAUCCGGUGCUACAGUGAAGGAUUGGAGAAGCUGAAGGACAUGAAAGUGCUAUAUACCAACCGAGCCCAGGCUUACAUAAAAGUUGGGGACUACCAGAAGGCACUGGUGGAUUGCGACUGGGCUUUGAAGUGUGAUGAGAAAUGCACAAAAGCAUAUUUCCACAUGGGAAAAGCCCACCUCGCCCUGAAGAACUACAGUACGUCUAGAGAGUGUUUUCAGAAGAUCUUAGAAAUAAACCCCAAGCUGCAGACACAGGUGAAAGAUUACCUGAAUCAAGUGGAUCUUCGGGAGAAAGCAGACCUUCAAGAGAAGAAAGCACAUGAGUUGCUGGAAUCAGGAAAGAACACAGCUGUGACGACCAAGAAUCUCCUGGAGAGUCUUUCCAAACCUGAUCAGAACCCCUUAUUCUAUGCAGGGGGCAUUGAAAUCCUGACUGAAAUGUUGGAGGAUUGCACAGAACGGACUUUAUUCAGAACACACAGCGGGUUUAGUAUCAUCACUGAGAAUGAGGUCAUAAGAAGGUGCUUUUCCACAGGAGGAAAAGAUGCAGUGGAGGAGACUGUGUGUGUGUCAGUCCUCCGGCUCUGGCAGGCGGUGUGCAAAGAGAACGAAGAAAACCAGCGCCUGCUUGUGAUGCACCCUGACAUGGGCAGGUUGCUGCCCUCCCUCUUGGCCUGCGGGGUCCUGACCAUCCAGCAGCAGAGCCUGGCCCUGCUGCUGCAGUUCGCGCAGACAGAGAACGGACGGGGCCUGAUCAUCAGCCACCUGGACCUCACCCAAUUGUUGGAAGCCCUGGUAUCAUUUCUUGAUUUCUCAGAUAAGAAGGCCAACUCAGCCAUGGGACUACUCACAGACUUGACUCUGGAAGAAAGGUUCCAAGUCUGGUUCCAGGCCAACCUUCCAGAUGUUCUCCCUGUGUUCACAGGCAUUCUGAAGAGAGACCCCAAGGUGACCAAGUCCUCAGCUUUUUGCCAGUGUCUUGCCAUCAUAGGAAACCUCAGUGCUGAGGCUGCUGCCAGACAGCAGAUGGCAACCUCUGAAGAAUUUGGAAACGCCUGUUUGGGCCUCAUGGUCAGGUGUGAGGAGGAUGUGGACUUGUUCAGAGAGGUCAUAUAUGCGCUCCUGGGACUCAUGAUGAACUUGUGUCUUCAGUCCACCUUUGUCUCUGAGGUGUGGGCUGCGGAGGUGAGCAGAAGGUGUAUGUCACUACUGAACAGCCAGGAUGGAGGAAUCCUGACAAGAGCUGCUGGUGUGCUGAGCCGCACCCUUCCUUCCUCUCUGAAAAUUGUUGAGGAGGCUGUGAGGGCAGGAGUGGUAAAGAAAAUGAUGAAGUUCCUGAAGACAGGAGGCCAGACCGCGUCACGUUAUGCUGUGAAGACGCUAGCUAUCUGCACUAAUAGUUUUCACGAAGCACGAGAAGAAGUGAUAAGACUGGAUAAAAAGUUCAGCAUCUUGAUGAAGCUGCUCAGCUCAGAGGAUGAGAUCCUGGUGGGCAAUGCCGCCCUGUGUCUGGGGAACUGCAUGGAGGUGCCGCAAGCCUCGGCCACUCUGCUAAAGACGGACAUCGUGCAGGUCUUGUUGAAGCAGGCAGGCAAUGACUCACAGAAGACGGAUGUGCAGCUGAAUGCAGGCAUCGCCCUGGGGAAGCUAUGCACCGUGGAGCCCAGGUUUGCUGAUCAACUGAGACAGCUUCAUGGGUUAGAAAUCCUCCACUCGACCACGAAGUACAUCAGUGAUUCCUGAGAGGCGUGGGAUCUGUGUGCAUUUUUACAACACACCACUGUAUGCCAUGGGUUUUUCCUAUAUUAAUAAAGACUUUAAAAAUGUCCACUCGAAUUGCAUUGAUUUCCCAGUGAGUCUGCCCUGUUGGUUUCCACUGGUGAUGAGAGAGGAGAUGGGCAGCAGACCAGCUGCUGGGGUAGCACUGCACUGGCCUGCUCAAUGCCCAUCCCAGCCUCCUAAGGCCCUUGCUGUUCCACAGAGGCAGGCAACCAACAAACAAAACUACAUUUCCCAGACUCAUUUGUAAGCAACACCUCUAGAUGGGAACCAGAUUCGGUAAAACUAACGCCAUCCUGCCCUUUUACUGUUUUCUUCCAGCAAUACUCUAGAAACAUCAGGUUUUCCAACUGGGGUAUCUUGGUGUCCAUUGUCCAGUCCUGGAGUGCCCAGAGCCAAAUUCAGUGGCACCAGCAGGGGCGGCAGCUUCCUGAGGCCUAGCCAGCUGCUAGGACUUUUGGGACCAAAGUCCCAAAGACUGGUGUUCCUUCUCUGCACCCUGGCAGCGGUGUGACUUUGAGCAAGUCUGUCAACCAUUCUGAGCUUUUAUUGCUGCUUCUGGUAAAGCUACAAUAAUACCUGUCCAGUCUGUCUCCUACGUUGCUAUGAAGAUUUUAGUUUGACUUUUAAAAGUUUUUUUUGGUGAAAACACUUUGGGAAUUAUGAAGUAUUAAACAAAUAUAAGUGAUAACCACUUUCUAUCUUGAGGUGGAGGGGUUGUCAAUGAUGUCAGUUGGGUUAAAUUUGAGGGACUGAAAAAGCACAGCAUGUGUCCUUUACGGAAUCAGAGCUGGACAUUUUCUGGAGCAGAGGAUAAGAAAUCAUCUUCUGGGAGAUUUUACUCAUCACACCCAAAGAAACUGUUCUUGUGGUGAGGUGGUCCUCAAAUUAAGAACUUUGCUCCUGAAGCCACACUAACUUUGGAGACUGGGAAGAAAGUAAGAAAUGGACCCUCACUUUUGAGUGUACUGAGAGGGGCUGGAGUAGCUGGGAAGACUCUCUGCUGGUGCCAGAGCACUGUCCCUGGGGCCAAGCCCUCUGUGGCUGCAGUGGAGAGGCUGCCAUCUGCCCCCUCAGUCCUGCUGUGCGCACACACACCCCUCAAGAGGCUGCUGAAUUGAAAAGGGAGAUGGCCUGACGCGGAACUGCACAAAGAGGAAAAUUAGAGGCUGCAGAAUUUGCUGUUUUGGGAGGGAAUUCAGUGGAGCUAUAAAAAUGGAAACGUCUACCUGUGUACAUAACGCACAGGUCUGUUGCCUCUGAUUUGAGACUCAGGCCCCUCCUCCCACUGACUGUCUGUACUCCUCUUCCCUGGCGCUGGAAAAUGGUUAUUAUGCAUGUAAUCUCUUCCCCCAAAGAGUCGGGAAUGUCAACUUGAUAGUAUCAUUGUUUCAAGGUAUGUGAGGUGGUAAUCUCUGCUUUGCAGGAGGCUGUGGCUGCACUGCGGCUCCCCCGUCUCACUGGUGGAGAGAGAUUUUAUGUACUGGUGUUCUCCAUCUCCCCGGGCAGCCUGCCUUCUUAACCUUGCUCCCUCU
Messenger RNA from Talpa occidentalis (Iberian mole), 4083 nucleotides. RefSeq names its product tetratricopeptide repeat domain 12 (gene TTC12). The coding region runs from base 392 to 2512 and encodes 706 amino acids. The record is from RefSeq and is a predicted model, not a curated record. The transcript is spliced from 22 exons. NCBI's taxonomy places the organism in Eukaryota, Metazoa, Chordata, Mammalia, Eulipotyphla, Talpidae. Gene Ontology annotation, molecular function: protein binding.